Messenger RNA from Periophthalmus magnuspinnatus, 1915 nucleotides. It is a transcript of the gene slc67a2, whose product is annotated as major facilitator superfamily domain containing 9. The transcript has 6 exons. The record is from RefSeq and is a predicted model, not a curated record. NCBI's taxonomy places the organism in Eukaryota, Metazoa, Chordata, Actinopteri, Gobiiformes, Gobiidae. Gene Ontology annotation, molecular function: transmembrane transporter activity. Bases 34 to 1410 code for a protein of 458 amino acids. Gene Ontology annotation, biological process: transmembrane transport.
UUGACUGGAGCCGGUUGUCACUGCGGGAGGAGGAUGAAUAAGAAGAAAUGUAGCUCUUUAUUUCUCAAACCUGGGGGUCGGACGAGGAUAAUACAAUGCAUCUACGUGGUGGGAUUCAUGGACCUGUUUGGGGUGAGCAUGAUCAUUCCUCUGCUCAGCCACCACGUGAAGUCUUUGGGAGCCAGUCCUACAGUGGCAGGUGUUGUAGGAUCUACUUAUGGGAUACUGCAGUUGUUCUCGAGCACUAUAGUUGGCAGCUGGAGUGAUGUGGUUGGACGGAGGUACUCUCUGCUAACCUGUUUACUGCUGAGUGCAUUUGGGUACGGCCUGCUUGGCAUGUCCACCAGCAUCGCCCUAUUUGUCCUUGCACGGAUCCCUGUGGGGUUGUUCAAACACUCCCUGUCCAUCUGCAGAGCAUUGUUGUCUGAUCUAGUGUCUGAGUCAGAGCGCCCUCUGGUGAUGGGACACUUUAACGCAGCCUCCAGUGUUGGGUUCAUUCUGGGUCCUGUGGUUGGUGGUUACCUCACAGAGCAUGACGGUGGAUUUUACACCUCCGCCUUCACGUGUGCUGCCAUCUUUGUCCUUAAUGCUGGGCUUGUAUUAAUGCUGCCUUGGAAUGAUACAGUAAUCAACUGCAACAGCACAAACGACAGCGCUAAAGCUUGUAUAGACUGCUCCAAGUCCACACAGAAUGGCUCGCAUGCAAACAGCCUUUACCAAAAGCCCCCCUCAGAGCCAGAGGAGACGCACAGGGCUGUUGAGUGGGGGCAGGUGUCACUGCUACAGCCUGUUUGGAGACAGCUGUCCUCAGUGGGAUGUAGGAUUCACAUGGUGGCCUCCUCAGACAUGUGGGAUCUCUUCCUCGUGCGACUUCUCAUGGCCAUAGCUAUCAUGCUCUACUACAGUAACUUCUCUCUGGCCAUGGAGGAGCGCUUUUCUCUCAAACCAAAGAUGACAGGUUACCUGAUCAGCUACAGCAGCCUCCUAGGUGCCGUGUCUGGGUUUUUAGUGGGACCAGUCACAAAACUGUAUGGGAACAACAUGCAUGCACUGCUGCUUCACUCCACAAUGCUCACAUGUACACUUAUUUUUCUUUAUGCCACUGCACCGAGUGUCUGGCAGGUCCUGCUCACCUCCACCUUUUUUGCCAUUUCAACAUCCAUUGGGCGGACCUGUAUCACAGACCUGGAACUACAAAGAGGAGGGGUACAGUCAAGUGGGACUCUGAUUGGAGCGGGACAGUCAGUUACAGCUGUGGGUCGGGUACUGGCCCCUCUCCUGUCUGGACUGACCCAGGAGGCCAGCCCCUGUGGACCCCCCAGUCUGGGAGUGGCUCUGGCACUAGCUGCCGUUGGUUUACUGCUUAUCCGUAUUCCCACAUGGAAUGGGAGAAGGACAAAACAGGAAUAACUUUGAAUUUGAAACAGUCGACUCUGUUGACAGUUUAAUUUCACUGUGCCGUUCACAGAAAUGUUCCUUAAUAUACUGAUGUGGGACAUGUGUGGGAAGACUUGAGUGAAGGAGAUAAAUAUGGCUCAUUAGUCCGUAAUCACCAGCAUGGAUGAGAACCAAACCACAGCAGUGUGUUAUUUAUAAGAAAUAUGGGCCCAAAUACCAACUGAUUUUAGUUUAACAAUCACCACUGUUGAAAAUGUAAGUAUUUUUUUGCACAGUAGCUGAUGACACUAAGAUUUUAGGAUGAAAUGUCUCAACUACAAAUGAUGAUUUUAGAUUCUAAUAGUUACUGAGAAAGCUUGAUGUUCUCCACAUUUACCUCACACUUAAAACUGCACUACCUAAAAGAGGACUGCAAGUGCUGUUAACUAUUAGAUAUUUUGUUAAUCAGAUAUGGCAAGUCUAUAUUUAUAGAAUUGUUUUUUUUUUAAAUAUGUAAAUACAAGAUAUUUGUACAGAU